This is a messenger RNA of Prionailurus viverrinus (fishing cat), 446 nucleotides long. Its product is annotated as non-histone chromosomal protein HMG-14-like. The transcript has a single exon. Gene Ontology annotation, cellular component: nucleus; chromatin. Bases 94 to 387 code for a protein of 97 amino acids. Gene Ontology annotation, molecular function: nucleosomal DNA binding. Gene Ontology annotation, biological process: chromatin organization. The record is from RefSeq and is a predicted model, not a curated record. Lineage: Eukaryota; Metazoa; Chordata; Mammalia; Carnivora; Felidae.
AGGAGUGGUAGCGGCCAGGCAGGCCAGCUUCGCGAAGGCUCUCGGUGCGCGGAGGCCCCCAGGCAGCCGGCACGUGCCCGCCCCGCCGCCACGAUGCCCAAGAGGAAGGUCAGCUCCGCCGAGGGGGCGGCGAAGAAGGAGCCCAAGAGGAGGUCAGCUAAACCUGCUCUUGCAAAAGUGGAAGCGAAGCCAAAAAAGGCGGCGGGAAAGGAGAAAUCUUCAGACAAAAGAGUGCAAACAAAGGGGAAAAGGGGAGCAAAGGGAAAACAGACUGAAGUGGCUAACCAAGAAACAAAAGAAGACUUACCUGCAGAAGACGGAGAAACUAAAAACGAGGAGAGUCCAGCCUCUGAUGAAGUAGGAGAGAAAGAAGCCAAGUCUGAUUAGUAUCAUAUCCCAUGUCUUACCAGUGGUCCCUGUCUCCCUUCUUGUACAAUCCAGAGGAA